Molecule: messenger RNA, 2445 nt
Organism: Limanda limanda (common dab)
Lineage: Eukaryota; Metazoa; Chordata; Actinopteri; Pleuronectiformes; Pleuronectidae
Product: protocadherin gamma-A3-like
Exons: 1
Coding region: 1-2445 (814 amino acids)
Biological process (GO): homophilic cell-cell adhesion
Cellular component (GO): plasma membrane
Molecular function (GO): calcium ion binding
Source: RefSeq, a predicted model, not a curated record
AUGGAUUCGGGAGAAUAUCUCCGCCGGACUCUAAAAUGGCGUUUAUGCUACAAACUGUCGUCGCAGUGCAUUCUUUUUCUCUUUUUUCUGAGUCACAAUGCCACCGGACAAAUACGAUAUUCGAUCCCCGAGGAGAUGAAGAAAGGUUCCCUUAUUGGAAAUGUCGCAUCGGACCUGGGAAUAGACAUUCAGAGGCUCCGUUCUGGUCGGGCCCGUAUCGUGACCGGAGAAAACAUCCAGUACACCGAGCUGAAGACAGACAAAGGGACUUUGACCGUGAGUGAGAAAAUAGACCGAGAGUUGCUGUGCGGAGACGUGACGCCGUGUAGCUUCAGCUUUGAUUUGAUUUUAGAAAACCCGAUGGAAUUACACCACGUUACAGUCGAAGUGUUAGACAUAAAUGAUAAUUCCCCUUCUUUUCAUCAGCACGACAUGAAACUGACGAUUGGAGAAUUAGCCGCUCCGGGAGCACGUUUUGUUUUGCCAACAGCAAAUGAUCCGGAUGUGGGAGUCAAUGGGCUUCAGAGCUACCAUUUGUCUCCGAACGAAAAUUUUAUUUUAAAGAAGCAUUCAAAUACUGACGGAAGAAAAUAUGCGGAGAUGGUACUGGAGAAACCGUUGGAUAGAGAGCAAUUUCCAAGUCUGUCCCUAAAACUGAUAGCAGUUGACGGUGGAACGCCACAGAAUUCUGGUACAGUAAAUAUAGAUAUCACUGUCCUUGAUGCUAAUGAUAAUACUCCGGUUUUCAAUCAGUCCGUCUACAAGGCUACUGUAAUGGAAAAUUCCGUAAAAGGUACAUAUAUCAUUACUGUAAAUGCAACUGAUGCUGAUAGUGGCUCAAAUGGUUUGAUUUAUUAUUCUAUUUCUAAAAUGCACGGCAACAUUGACAGGAUAUUUGAAAUGAACAAGACAACGGGUGUGAUAUCACUUUCAGGGAAAGUAGAUUGUGAAAAAGCAAAGAAAUAUGAAAUAAGCAUUGAGGCAACGGACCAGGGAGCUUUGACGGACUCGUCUAAAGUUAUAGUUGAUGUGAUUGACGUGAAUGAUAAUCCGCCUGUCAUAAAUGUGAUGUCAUUCACCAGUCCUGUGUCAGAGGACUCUCCUCCUGGAACAACUAUUGGCAUCAUAAAUGUAAAAGACCUUGAUUCAGGUGAUAACGGACUAGUCAGUUGUAGAAUAGAACAAAACGCACCUUUUAAAAUUAAAUCUAAUUUGAGAAAUUAUUAUACAUUAGUGACAGAUUCUGUGUUAGAUCGUGAGAGUGCUUCGGAAUAUAACAUCACUGUUGUGGCGACAGAUGCAGGAAUUCCUCUUCUCUCAACAAGAAAAACUUUUAAUUUAAAGGUCUCUGAUGUGAACGAUAACGCCCCAGUGUUUUCACAAAGUGUUUAUAGUGCAUUUAUCAAAGAGAACAACUCACCUGGCGUUUCUCUUCUGACUGUAAGCGCGCAAGACCCAGAUGAAAAUCAAAACGCUCGUAUAUCUUAUAUUCUAGAAGUUAAUGAAGUUGGCGGAUCUCCAAUUUCUGAGUAUGUCUCCGUCAGUGCAGAAAGCGGAGUUAUACAUUCAGUGCGCUCUUUUGAUUUUGAGCAAAUUAAAGAGUUGGCUUUAGUCGUCAAAGCUCAGGAUGGAGGCUCUCCUCCACUCAGUAGUAACGUAACUGUGAAAAUACUGAUCCAGGACCAGAACGACAACCCCCCUCAGGUACUGUACCCAGUACAGACUGGUGGCUCUCUGGUGGCUGAACUGGUGCCUCGUUCAGCAGAUGUGGGCUAUCUGGUCACUAAAGUGGUGGCUGUUGAUGUGGACUCUGGACAGAAUGCCUGGCUCUCCUAUAAACUGCAGAAAGCCACAGACAGGGCGCUGUUUGAAGUGGGCUCACAGAAUGGAGAAAUAAGAACGAUCCGCCAAGUCACUGAUAAAGACACAGUGAAACAAAGACUGAGUGUUAUAGUGGAGGACAACGGGCAGCCCUCUCGUUCAGCUACAGUCAUUGUUAACGUGGCGGUGGCGGACAGCUUCCCGGAAGUGCUGUCGGAGUUCACUGACUUUACGCACGACAAGGAGUACAACGACAACCUGACUUUUUACUUAGUGUUGGCUCUGGCUGUAGUUUCCUUCCUCUUCAUCACGUGUGUAGUGGUUAUUAUCUCAGUGAAAAUAUACAGGUGGAGACAGUCUCGCGUCCUGUAUCACUCCAACCUCCCUGUGAUUCCAUAUUAUCCACCACGUUACUCAGACACUUUGGGGACAGGGACUCUCCAACACGUGUACAAUUACGAGGUGUGCAGGACGACUGACUCCAGAAAGAGUGACUGUAACUUCAGCGGAGCUGGUAGUCAGAAUGUGCUGAUAAUGGACCCCAGUUCUACAGGAACUAUGCAGCGGAUACAGAGUGAAAAGAGCAUCCUAGACGAACCAGACUCUCCUUUAGAGGUGAGUUAA